AUGGUUUCUCUUAAUCCAAUUCGAGUCUUAAAACAUCAAGCUGAGGAAGAAAAGUCAGAAGUUGCAAGAAUAUCUAGCUUUGUGGGGGCCAUUGCGAUAGGGGACUUGGUGAAAAGCACUUUGGGUCCUAAAGGCAUGGACAAAAUAUUAGUGUCCAGUGGCAGGAACGCUGGUCAGGUUCAAAUUACAAAUGAUGGGGCCACAAUACUUAAGGCUGUCGGUGUUGACAAUCCUGCUGCCAAAAUAUUGGUAGAUAUGUCUAGGGUUCAGGAUGAUGAAGUGGGUGAUGGAACAACAUCAGUAACAGUAUUAGCAUCUCAAUUAUUGAGAGAAGCAGAAAAACUUGUAGAGCAGAAAAUUCAUCCACAAAUAAUAAUAGCCGGAUGGCACAAAGCUGUUGAUAUAGCUCUGAAAACUUUGAACAUGUCAGCUAUGGACAACAGCAAAGAUGAAGAAAAAUUUAGAAAGGAUUUAACAAAUAUCGCUUCUACCACGCUAAGCUCCAAAAUAUUAUCGCAACACAAAAGCCACUUUAGUAAACUAGCUGUAGAUGCUAUUGUAAGAUUGAAAGGAUCUGGAAAUUUGAGAGCUGUACAAGUAAUUAAAAUUCAAGGUGGUGUUUUGGAAGAUUCAUUUUUAGAUGAAGGAUUUCUGUUGGAUAAAAAAGUAGGAUUACAACAACCUAAGAGAAUAGAAAAUGCAAAGAUAUUAAUUGCAAACACGCCUAUGGACACUGACAAAAUCAAAGUUUUUGGCUCUAAAAUUCAAGUUGAUAGAAUGGCCAAGGUUACUGAAUUAGAAUCUGCUGAAAAAGAAAAAAUGAAAGAUAAAGUUGCAAAAAUUUUAAAACACAAUGCCAAUGUUUUUAUCAACAGGCAAUUAAUUUAUAAUUAUCCUGAACAACUUUUUGCUGAUGCUGGUGUCAUGGCAAUAGAACAUGCUGAUUUUGAUGGUAUUGAGCGUUUAGCCUUGGUUACUGGUGGAGAAAUCGUUUCUACAUUUGAUCAUCCAGAACUUGUAAAAUUGGGACAUUGUGAUGUGAUUGAGCAUGUUAUGAUUGGUGAAAACACUCUUUUAAGAUUUGGCGGAGUGGCUUUGGGUGAAGCUUGCACUAUAGUUAUUCGUGGUGCGACUGAACAAAUUAUCGAUGAAGCUGAAAGAAGUAUUCAUGAUGCCUUAUGCGUUUUAGCAGCCACUGUUAAGGAACCUCGAAUUAUUUAUGGAGGAGGGGCAUCUGAAGUUCAAAUGGCUAAUGCUAUUUUAUUAGAAGCUGCUGAAACACCUGGAAAAGAAUUGGUAGCCAUGGAAUCUUUUGCUCGCGCACUUUUAUGUUUACCAACCGCGAUAGCAGAUAAUGCAGGUUAUGAUGCAGCUCAAUUAAUCAGUGAAUUAAGAGCUGCUCACUCUCAAGGUCGUCACACUUCCGGAUUGGAUAUGGAAAAGGGAGAAGUCGGAUGCAUGAAACAAUUAGGAAUCACCGAAUCUUUUGCCGUUAAACGACAAGUCCUUUUGUCGGCUGCAGAAGCUGCUGAAAUGAUUCUUCGCGUGGACAACAUCAUAAGAGCCGCUCCAAGAAAAAGAACCAAAGAUCGCGGAAUGUGCUAA
This is a messenger RNA of Pediculus humanus corporis (human body louse), 1605 nucleotides long. RefSeq names its product T-complex protein 1 subunit beta, putative. Gene Ontology annotation, biological process: protein folding. The record is from RefSeq and is a predicted model, not a curated record. Lineage: Eukaryota; Metazoa; Arthropoda; Insecta; Psocodea; Pediculidae. Gene Ontology annotation, cellular component: cytosol; chaperonin-containing T-complex. The transcript has 6 exons. Bases 1 to 1605 code for a protein of 534 amino acids. Gene Ontology annotation, molecular function: ATP-dependent protein folding chaperone; ATP hydrolysis activity; ATP binding.